UCAAAUAAAGGCGGGGGGCAUCACGUGAUGCGAUAAAAACGCGCCGCCGGUCCGCAUCCAGUUUAAAUAAAUGUUUGUUAGUUUAUGGAAAAAGUGUUGAUUUAUUCGAGUCUGUGUGAAUUUAUAUUUGUUAACAGCAGCGUCCAAUAAAUAAUCGUUUGCGAGUGGAGUACGUACCAUGGCCGAGAGAAUCUGCAAGUAUAGCCAUGAAACGGAAGAGGAAGACCUGGCUUGUGCGAUGGAGAGCAUCGGCGUGAGCCGCAGGAAAGGACGCGGCGCCGUCACGUCCGGACUGACGCACGAGUGCGGCGUCUUCGGAGCGAUCGGCACCGGCGAGUGGCCCACCAAUUUGGAGAUAGCGCAGAUCGUUUGUUGGGGGCUGGUGGCGUUGCAACACAGGGGUCAAGAAUCGGCCGGUAUUGUAACCAGCGAAGGAAAAUGCUCGAAAUACUUCAACAUUGUGAAAGGUAUGGGAAUGAUCAGCAACAUCUUCAACGACGACGCGAUCAAAAGGCUGAAAGGAAGUAUUGGCAUAGGACACACCAGAUACUCAACCAGUGCGGCCUCCGAAGAGGUCAACUGUCAACCGUUCGUGGUGCACACCGCCCACGGAGCACUAGCAGUUGCCCACAACGGAGAACUGGUUAAUUGUGAUAGUUUAAGACGACAGGUAUUACAACACGGAGUUGGUUUGUCCACCCACUCAGACAGUGAACUGAUAACUCAAGCCCUUUGCUUGAACCCACCGGAAGGUGAACUGAACGGUCCGGACUGGCCGGCUAGAAUAAGGCACUUCAUGCAACUGGCACCUUUAAGUUAUUCCCUAGUUAUAAUGUUGAAGAAUAAAAUAUACGCAGUGCGGGACCCUUACGGCAACAGGCCUUUGUGCUUGGGAAAAAUCUUACCCCAAAACGAACCUCUUGAUGGGGACUGUGACGACAGUCGAGAGGCGGAAGGUUGGGUCGUGUCGUCGGAAUCCUGCGGUUUCCUGUCGAUCGGUGCCCAAUACGUCCGCGAGGUGUUCCCGGGCGAGAUCAUCGAGAUGUCCAGACACGGUAUCCGCACCAUCGACAUAGUGGCCAGGCCGGAAGAGAAGGCGCAGGCUUUCUGCAUCUUCGAGUACGUUUACUUUGCCAGGGCCGACAGUAUUUUCGAGGGACAGAUGGUGUACGCCGUGAGGAUGCAAUGCGGAAGGCAGUUGGCCAUCGAGCAUCCCGUCGAAGCGGAUCUGGUCAGCUCCGUACCGGAAUCUGGAAACGCUGCCGCCCACGGUUUCUCCAGACAGAGUGGUAUUUCCUUUGCGGAAGUGCUGUGCAAGAACAGAUACGUUGGCCGAUCCUUCAUCCAACCCAGCAACAGGCUAAGACAGCUCAGCAUUGCAAAGAAAUUCGGUGCGUUGUCUGGCAGCGUAAAGGGCAAAAGGGUGAUUCUCAUCGACGACUCGAUUGUUCGAGGCAACACAAUUGGCCCAAUCAUUAAACUUCUCCGAAACGCGGGAGCUAAGGAAGUACACAUCAGAGUGGCAAGCCCUCCACUCCUCUACCCAUGUUAUAUGGGCAUAAACAUUCCGACAAAAGAGGAACUAAUCGCCAACAAAUUGAAUCCCAACGAACUGGCCAAGCACGUUGGUGCCGACAGUUUGGCUUAUUUGAGCGUAGAGGGGUUGAUUAAGGCCGUAAGGUCUGACAUCAAGACAAAGAAUCCGCACAAAGUUGGACAUUGUACUGCUUGUUUGACUGGCAAUUAUCCUGGAGGCGAGCCCCAUGAAUUAGAAUGGUGAACGACUCAAGAGUAAUUCGAAGAGGCCAUUCAAUCAUUUUGUACAUACACCAGAUUGGGAGUACAAGGAGAAAUAUAAUAAUGGUAUUAUUGGAAGAUUAUUAUUGGAGGUUUAGUCCCUUGUGCCAAAUAGUAGUUAGUACUAUUUAAAUAGAACAUAUAGUUCAGUUUUAUUUUUUGUACUGUUAUUUAUCAAAUAAUAAUAAUAAUAAUAAAAUAUAAUCUAAAUAUUAAAAUAAAAUUUGUUACAAAUUGU
This is a messenger RNA of Aethina tumida (small hive beetle), 2035 nucleotides long. Its product is annotated as amidophosphoribosyltransferase-like. Gene Ontology annotation, molecular function: amidophosphoribosyltransferase activity. The transcript is spliced from 7 exons. Bases 179 to 1780 code for a protein of 533 amino acids. Lineage: Eukaryota; Metazoa; Arthropoda; Insecta; Coleoptera; Nitidulidae. The record is from RefSeq and is a predicted model, not a curated record. Gene Ontology annotation, biological process: purine nucleotide biosynthetic process; purine nucleobase biosynthetic process.